AUGGCGGUGGAGUCAGUUUUUUUGGCGGCAUUGUGCUUGUUUUCUGCUUCCGCAUCAUCGAGCGUGCCACGGCAGCUGGGCGAAGUUGAUGUGGUUGAGGAAGUGUGCAAUGGCAUCGGCCAGGGAUUCUGUCAGACCAGCCUCAACAUGCCCACGGGCGUGACAAUGUCCUACAAGGACGCAUGCGCAAACAAUGUGUGUGCCAGCAAGCAACAUUGCGGUCAGACGUGUGUGAAAGUGCCGGAUACCUUGCGAAUCGACUGGGAAGACGUGUCUCCUUGUGAUCACUUCGGCGUGGGGUCAUUGGUUCGCACCGCCGAAAAGACCUGCAGCUGUCUCGGCAAGUUGAAGGGCUUCCUGGAGCAAGUGUCUGAGUUCGACUCGGAGCCAUCUGCCAAGGCCCUGACAGCCGCAUCGGAGAUGUUGGCGUGUUUGGUGAAGAAUGGCUUUGAUGUACAGACCAACAAGCCGGCAGUGGUUCAGCAGUUGACUGCUGGAGAUGACUAUGUCAUCCAAGCGGCGCCCGUUGACUUGGAGCUCUACACAUCCAUGGCAGUCGCUAUCAGUGCUUGCGUUGGUGGUGGCGCAUGUGAUUUGAUCCAUGGUGUGACUAUGGACUACUUCAGGUCUGCCGCCCAGGAUGUUGGCGCCGGUUUCGAAGACUUCGUUCAGACCUUCGUCCUGACCGGCCUGCUUCAACCUUUGGUGACCGCCUCGGAGGUGCCUCAGAUGCUGGCAAACGAUUUGCCGCAGGCACUGCGUUGCAAGGCGAACGCCACAGAGGAAGCCUUCAAGAAACUGCAGAUGAAAAUCGAAGGCAUCAAGGACUUCUUCCAGAACUUGAGGUUGAAGGUGGAGAACAUCCAGGAACAGUCGCGGAAGACACUGGAUGCGCUCGACGGAGUCCUGGAGGCUUUGGACAGCUCGGUCACGGCUGUCAUCGAACAUCUCCAGGAGGGAAAGGUGCCUUUGCUUGACGCAGUGAAGCAGAUCUCCGACUUGCGCGAGGUGAAGGAUCUAUUCGACUCGCUUGAGAGCCUGAAGGCUGAGGCUGCAGCGGUGAAGGAUCGCGCGGAGGAGUUGGAUGGGCUGAAGCUGGAAUUGAAGGACAUGGGCGCUAUUGACAAUUGUGGCUUGAACGAUUUGUUGGACGACCUGAAGGAGAUUCCCAGUUUGAAAGACUGGGUGGCUGCGCCUACCCAUAUGAUUGAGGUGCUUGACAUCAACGCCAACAGCGUGCAGGCAGGUAUUGUCAGCUACAACCAGUGGGCCGACUUGAACGUGGAACUCCCGUGCUCGAAGAUGGAGCGCUGGGAAUCUUCACUGCUGGGUCAAACUGUCUCGGCAGACAUCCCCAAGUUCUUCUCUUGCGACUUUUCCUACAAGUUGCUAGGUCUCUUGUGUCAAACGAACAUGGAACUUGAGAAGAACAUAGAUGAACGAGGCAGCGUCACGUGCCAUGUUAUAAAUCGCUCUGGCUCAGAAGUGAACCUCGGUGGUAGCAAGGCAUGUGCCUUGGGUCAAUCGUACAGUGCACAGCGGACCCCAGCCAUCGCCUCAAAACCUGAAAGCUGGAAGGAGGAAGCUGUUGGGGUUUCCGGGUGGAUCCAGCGGCGCUACGGCUGCUACGUAAAGGCCUGCGGCCCCGGCACGAUGUCCCCACAGAGCGGCCGCAGCGGAGCCGCGCAGGAAUGGAGGUCGCGGCGUCUCAGCGCCCCGGCAGUCGCUUCUGAACCGCGCCCAAUCCAUUCUCGCAAGAAGGAGGUCACGAAGCCAGCCAAGAACGAAAGUGGACUUGGGCAGUGGGUCACCACACGCAUGGCUGCCUGGCGAACGGCUCCAAGUGAAAUGGGGUACAGGAUCGACAUGUUUCCACCUGGAUGGCACGUCCAGGAGGCGUCCUGGCCCGAAGAGCCGGUCGAAGGCUGGCUUCCGGUGGUACCCCGUGGCUUCGUGAAGACCAGCGAGCUGGCACCAGCACCGGCGGAGGACGAGCCUACGCUGCUGACGCCUCCUCCAGCCUCGUCUCGAGGCUCUCCACUCAGCAGUGGCAGCAGCUCUUCGCCACAGGUCGAUAAGUUGGAUCCGCCGUCUGCUGCAAGUGCACGGGCGGCACUUCUAGCAUUGCGUGAGGAGCAUGUACGUUUGCGGGAAGCCAACAUACAGCUCCGGGAGCGGGAGCUUAAAAAAAGGCAGGAAAUCGACAGCUUGAACCGCGCCCGCGAUUUGACCGCAAAAGAGUUGUCCACAAUCCAAGAGCAGCUGAGCUCAAGCAAACAGGACUUGGAGCAUGGGCACGAGGAGCUGCGAGUGCUCCUGAAGAAGCUGGAGCUCUGCCGCGAGGCCGUGGUGACGGCCGUGAAGAGCAUCGAUGCAGUGUACGAAGAGGUCCCCGAUGUGGAAAGCAAGGAUGCAAAUUUGAGCGGGGACGAGGCCGGUCCAAUGGUGGCACGGGCUCGGCAAGUGCGUGGGCAGCAGGCGAAACAGAAGGCUGCCAAUGCAAUGGAAGCCGACCAGGCCAUCUCGGAGCUUCUGGCAGUUGUGGGCAAUCCAUCAACGAUCUUGCCAGAGGAGGCCGAGGAGAAGUACAUGACGACGGGGGAGAACGCUGAGUGCACCAACCCGGCAGAAAAGUCCCUGGAGACGAAGGUGUGGUGCAGCCCGGCCAGACUCCCUGCUGACCAGCGAGCGCCGCUGCGAGAUCUCAACCGCGCCUGA
This is a messenger RNA of Symbiodinium natans, 2718 nucleotides long. The record is from the annotation of a GenBank genome assembly. Lineage: Eukaryota; Dinophyceae; Suessiales; Symbiodiniaceae.